UGCCAACAAUAAACGUGGAUCCCUAUAUUGUUGCCGGUAGCCAGCAGUUUCCCCCGAUAUUCUUUGCGUAGCUCAAGGCCAGUCAACAAAAUGGAGAGUUUACCAAGACACACUCUUUUAUAAUAUUGUAGAUCCAUAGAGAAAUUUCUGUUCAGUGAGCUGGAACGGAUCGGAGCCUACGCCGGCAGAGACCUCUGCAAAAACUUUAACCAUUGCUGAGACAAGGAGGUUCCUCUUGUUUUCAGAUGGCAAAUAAGCUCAGGUUGGAGGGUAAAGUAGCUGUAAUAACUGGUGCUGCAAGUGGCAUUGGUGAAGCAACUGCUAGAUUGUUCGUGGAACAUGGGGCUAGUGUAGUCAUUGCUGACAUUCAAGAUGAACUUGGUCAUCAAGUAGUGGCGUCAAUCGGAACCGACAAGGCCAGCUACCGCCAGUGCGACGUCACCGACGAGAAACAAGUCGAGGAAGCUGUCGCCUACGCCGUCGAAAAAUACGGUACCCUCGAUAUCAUGUUCAGCAAUGCCGGCACCCUCGGCAGCCUCAGUUCCGUUCUCGACAUGGAUAUGACGCUUUUUGACCAGACGAUGACUAUUAACGCACGAGGAUCGGCAUUAGCCGUCAAGCAUGCAGCUAGAGUCAUGGUAACUAAAAAAAUUCAAGGCUCCAUCAUAUGUACGGCAAGCGUAGAGGCUAUUUUAGCGGGUGCAGCUCCGUUAGCCUACGUGGCGUCGAAGCACGCCAUCCUAGGCGUGGUAAAAGCGGCGGCACGUGAGCUGGGACAAUACGGAAUUAGGGUGAAUUGUGUAUCGCCUUAUGGCAUCGCGACGCCAAUGGUAUGCAAAACGUUCGGCGGAGAUGCCGCCCCUAUUGAAGCUUCAAUAUCUGGAAAUGCUAACUUGAAAGGUAUUACAUUGAGCACAAAGCAUAUUGCAGAAGCAGCACUUUUCUUGGCGUCGGAUGAGUCGGCUUACGUUAGUGCUCAUAAUUUGGCUGUCGAUGGUGGCCUAAGUUCUAUUAUGAAGCUAGAUUAAAUCCUCCUCUAAUUUCAUGUACAAUACUGCUAUUCCCUCCCAAGAUCUUUUUUAGUUGUUAUAGUCUCUAAAGGGCUCAUUUGUUUUUAUCAAGAUUAAGAUAUCGGGAUUCCAAUAUACAUUUGAAUAUUAAAGUGUUG
This is a messenger RNA of Nicotiana attenuata, 1168 nucleotides long. Its product is annotated as short-chain dehydrogenase reductase 3b-like. The transcript has 2 exons. Lineage: Eukaryota; Viridiplantae; Streptophyta; Magnoliopsida; Solanales; Solanaceae. The record is from RefSeq and is a predicted model, not a curated record. Bases 246 to 1028 code for a protein of 260 amino acids.